Cyphellophora attinorum is the source of this 1656-nucleotide messenger RNA. RefSeq lists its product as uncharacterized. The coding region runs from base 1 to 1656 and encodes 551 amino acids. The record is from RefSeq and is a predicted model, not a curated record. The transcript is spliced from 2 exons. Lineage: Eukaryota; Fungi; Ascomycota; Eurotiomycetes; Chaetothyriales; Cyphellophoraceae.
AUGACGAAGAAGCAAUUGGUCCUCGCCUUUGUCCCUCAAAAGGCCGGCACUGAUCCUUCAAAACCGGACGAUCGCAAAUUUAUCAAUACACAUCUCAGUCGGCGCGCCGCUGACAGAAGGCGUCAGGGAAAGCCCAAGCUCACAAAGAGCGAGUCUUCGGUCUCAGAGGAUGCAAAGGCGCUAUCAAAGGCGCCAAAGCUCCAGAUCUCGAGGGUCGUACCGAAGUAUGUGGCCAGACCUUUAUCUGGCGAGCUGACAGAUCAGUCUGCCAACACACCGACCACCGACAGCAGCCCUGGUGUACUCACUGAUGCCAGCGGUGAUGGCUCGAAUGAGACCGAGGCGGCCAAGGACACGGUGAUGCCAACCGUGCCAAUCACAUCACACACGGAUGGCAAUUAUGAUCCAUUCGUGUCGACAUCGAUACCGAUCACGUCACAGGUUCAUGAACUUCUCGUCUUCAAUUCCAGCAUGUUCACGCCAUGGGCUAUAGGUAUCGAGAAGGGCGACGAUAAGCAUGGCAGCUUUGCAAACAAGUUCGCGCAGGCGUCGCAGCAGGCGAUGGCGGAGCCGGGAACAGGAUAUGCGAACCUUGCCCGCCUCGCUGUCGCCGCUGCUGCUGUGACAGGUAAUCCUCGCCUGGAGAUUCUGGCAGCGCGAUUCAAAAUGCUAGCGUAUGCAAGCCUUCGAGAGUCAAUGGCGGCUUCCGGAAGCAAUCCAAAUCUGGCAUUGCUGAAACAAGUCUUCUCCGUCGUGUCCAUGGAAAUGACUGCACGACAGGACGACAAUUCGGCUUUACAUACAAGAAACCUGGGCCAGCUCGCGCGAGGUUAUGGCCAAUCCGUGAUACUCGACAGAAGGACGCCGACCGAUCUUGACGUGCGAGACUUUCAUCGAUUCAACACCUCACCUUCGCACCAUGUUUGCUGCCAAACUGCGUCUAGAGUGCCUCGCUUUUGGCCAACGCCUCUACCCGACGGUUUCGAGGCCGCUAGCAUCAAUCCGCAUCUCCUCGGUCGCACUCGCGAGAUGCGCUUCAUCCACGAUCUCUGCCAGGCCCUGCAGUACGCUCCGCAAUUCCUUGACGACGCUCUCAUGGAAGCAUUUGGGUAUCGCGCCGCACUCAGCUGCUGCAAUCUCAUUGACAGCUACAACGAUGGGCUGGAUCAGAUCCGCGACUCGAAGAGUCCCACCGACGACCUCUACCAACUCUACUCGGAAUCAUCAAUCGGCAUCGUGGGUGCGUACGCCGUUCGUACCGUCACCAAUCACGAGCCUAUCGAUGUGGAGCGACGGGCGUACACGCAGCUGUACAAGAUCUACGGCACACACGGCCCUGUGCUCGCUCACCUUCGCGAGGCGUAUCAUUUCUGCAAAUCGUCAGAUGGUCUGGUUCGACACGCGCGGCUUUGGCUGUGGUUAUUGUGGGUAACCUCGCUUGCGGAGCGCGCGAGUAUUUUCCCUGAUGAUACUGCGGAGAGAGUCGUGGAGGGGUACUUCCACCAAGCGUUUGUAGGACAUGCCACUGUCACGAUGGGAUUGCGAGCGUGGGAGGAGAUUGAAGCCGUGACGGCGCGAUUUCUGCGGAUCCAGCCGCAUCGGGCUACGUCGAGGAUGUAUUUUGAGAUGGCGUUUCCGGCAGCGAAAGCGAGAUAG